CUUCAAUCGUCUUUCAAACCUACUUAUACACUAGAAAAAAUUACUGCAAUAUCUCCCUCAAACAAUGUCAUGUUCGAAAUUCUAGUUAUUCAUAUUUUCCCGGCUUUGAUGUGUCACGGACAACAAUAAAAAAGGAAACGAGCUCAAAGUAUACCGUGACUCCUUUAAUCUGACCAACUCGGUGUUUGGGUGCGGGACUGCGGGAGGUUGAAAUGUUUUUGUGCAUUCGACAUGAGUUAAAAUAACGGAGAUAAAUGCAGUUGAGAGUACGGUCAUAUUCUUUGAAAAUGUUACUCUGAUAAAUUCUGGUAGUGGAAAAUUUUUAUGUAAACAUGAACAAGGCAUCAUCAUUGAGGAACAGAAUUGGCAAGGAAAAAUCACAUACAUAUUUGGAUAAUGCAGAAGAAAAAGUUAAAUCGUACAAGCCAAUACCCCUGCGCCAUUUUGUUCACUUUUUGUUUCUAAUACUGGUGGUGUGUAUCUUAGUGAUAAUAGUAGAAAAGAGGUUACCAAAGGGCCUUGGCCUUAGUGAUGAAAAACAACAUCCUGACAAAUUCAUAGCAGAAAGGGCUCACAAUAUCCUGAAGGGAUUAACCAGAAUAGGGCCAAGAAUUGCAGGAAGUUACGAAAAUGAAGUUCUAGCAGUCAAUUACCUAAUUAAUGAAACGAAGAAAAUUCUUCAAGAAGCGCACCAUAACCAUGUGAUAGAAUUAGAUGUUCACAGGACAAGUGGAGAUUUCAACUUGGAAUUUUUAGAUGGGAUGACCAAUGUUUACAGAGAUAUGCAAAAUGUGAUCGUUAAAGUUGGUUCACGCAUCAAAUCACCACACAGCUUACUUAUAAAUUGCCAUUUCGAUACAGUUAUAAACAGCCCAGGUGCAAGUGACGAUGGUGCAGGUUGUGCAGUAAUGAUGGAAAUUCUGAGAGUGAUCACAAAAUCGAAUAAAAUACUGCGGCAUAACAUAAUAUUCUUAUUCAAUGGAGGCGAAGAAAAUUUUAUGCCAGCUUCUCAUGGUUUCAUAACUCAACACAAAUGGGCUAAAGGAAUUCGUGCCUUUAUCAAUUUGGAAGCUUGUGGUGCAGGUGGUAGAGAAAUCCUUUUCCAAGCUGGACCUUACCAUCCCUGGAUUAUGGAAGCUUAUUCUGAAGAAGUGCCUUACCCAUUUGCUUCAUCGCUUGCCCAAGAAAUUUUCCAAAGUGGUGUUAUUCCAGGCGAUACAGAUUUUCGCAUAUUCAGGGACUUUGGCAAUCUUUCAGGGUUGGAUUUUGCUUGGUCGUCAAAUGGUUAUGUUUACCACACACAGUAUGAUUCCUUGGAACAAAUACCUCUAGGUUCUCUACAAAGAACUGGUGACAAUAUUUUGGCCUUAGCUUUGGGUAUGGCACAAGGACAUCAACUCUCUAACAUUGAACAUUAUAAAGGAGGAAAUUUAGUAUUUUUCGACUUCCUAGGAGCUUUCGUUGUUCGUUGGUCCAUGGAAGUUGCCGAUUUGAUCAAUAUUUUAACUGUGAUAAUUUCUUUAUAUUCAUUGUAUGCUAAUAGUAAAACAAUGGAAACCAGUGAUUAUAUACCGAAGAGAACAUAUAUAAAAAAAUUAUUUGGAUGUGUUGGAAGUGUUCUUUGGUCCUGGGUCUCUGCAUUGUUAGGUUGUUUAGCAAUUGCAUUUCUAUUGAAUAGUACUGGAGCUACAAUGAGUUGGUAUGCUAAUCCAGUAUGGAUUUUGUUUUUAUAUGUGAUACCUACAUAUACUGCUUGUAUGUUGACAAUUUACUUACAUGCCAGUUACUUCAACAAGGAAUUGAUACUGUCUCCUUGGACUCUUUUCCAACUUUAUUUUGAUGCAUAUCAAUUGUUAUGGACAAUAUUUCUUGCCUUAGGUGUGAUUGCCAGGAUAAGGUCCAGUUUUAUUGCAUUAAUUUGGGUUAUAGCAGCGACAAUAGAGAACCUUGUUAAAACACAGCUUUAUGGAAAAUGGAGAGAUUCCAAAUGGCUUUUACUCCAUAUUGGAGUUAUGGGGCUACCCUUUGUUCAAGGGUUUUACUUAACAAUAAGUGCUCUCUACCUUUUUAUUCCCAUAAUGGGAAGAGCUGGUGCUGCUUCAUAUGCUGAAUUCCUUAUUGCUAUAAUGGCCAGUGCCCAGUUUUGCGUGUUGCUAUGUUUUGCAGUACCCAUAAUUUUGCUAGUCCAGAAAAUGAAAAAAAUUUUCUCUUCAAUGAUGGGAAUUGUUCUUUUAUCUAUAGCUGUGCUUCUAUUGACACCUUUUGGAUUUCCUUAUUCUGGUAAUCCAAAAUGGCUGGCGCCUCAGAGGUUUAUGAUAGUACAUUCUCAAAGAAUAUAUCAUGAUAUAUCUGGAAAUGUGGAAAACAACAGCUCAGGUUUCUGGAUAGUUGACAUGGACAUCAAUAGUCCUCACAGUGUAGACAAAUAUGUACCUGAAAUGAGAUAUGCUAUAUCAGUAGAUCAGGAUUGUCAUGACUAUUUGUAUUGUGGUCUACCAUAUUUAGUACCAGUUUUGAACAUGUUGGGUAAGACCCACUGGAUCCCAACAAUGAGUGCACCUAAAACAACUCCUAUUCACUUGAAAUAUAGAAGAGAAAAUAUUUCUGCAGGACAACGUUUGCAUUUAGAAAUACGAGGUUCAAAUCAUAUUGGAAUAAUGAUUUCCCCAGUUUCUGGUAUAGACUUGAAAAGUUGGAGCUUGAACUCUAAAUAUCCCUUAGCAGGUCCUAAGUGGCACGGAAGAGAAACAUAUUUUAUUUAUUAUGCUCACGGUUUAACUCCGAAACCUCUGAAUUUCAGUAUAGAUUUGAAGAUUCCUUCAAAUUACACAGGCUAUGUAAUAGACCUAGCCAUCAGCACACAUAACCUAUUUGGAGAAGGGAAGGAGUCAAAACCUCUGCAGAAAUUUAUCAGCCGAUUCCCUCCAUGGACUACUGUAACGUCAUGGACUGCCACUUAUGAAUCAUGGUUACUUUGAUACUAUUAUAGUGGUAUAAAUUCACGAAGCUUAUUUUGAAUAUCUCUCUUACGGGGUAAUAAAAUAUAGACUUAUGUAUAUAAAAUUUUACUGAGCAUUUCUGAAGCAUUAUAUACCAAAUUGUUUUUUGUUAUGGUAAGAGCUUAAAAUGAGAAAAUUCGAAUAUUUAGCUUACAAAAUUGUUCUUGAAAUAAUAAAGACUUACUCUACAA
Messenger RNA from Harmonia axyridis, 3190 nucleotides. Its product is annotated as endoplasmic reticulum metallopeptidase 1-like. Gene Ontology annotation, molecular function: metalloexopeptidase activity. Lineage: Eukaryota; Metazoa; Arthropoda; Insecta; Coleoptera; Coccinellidae. The record is from RefSeq and is a predicted model, not a curated record. The coding region runs from base 333 to 2978 and encodes 881 amino acids. The transcript has 11 exons. Gene Ontology annotation, biological process: proteolysis.